AUUUGUAAAAAAAAAAAACGAGAGAAGAACGGCAAGAAGCGGGUGGAGCGAAGUCAAUCUCGAAGAACCUCACCUGUCGAUUACUCACCAAAAACUCACCUUCCUCUGCGUAAUCUUCAUCUCUAAAUCUCCUUUUCAGCACCACUUUCGGUGAUCGAUUCACAUCCUGAUCCGCCGUUGUUCACCGUUAAUGGAGGCAGCUGCUGGCGGCGGAGGCACUGGCGGUGCUGGUCCAGCGCCGUUUCUCAUCAAGACCUACGAUAUGGUCGAUGAAUCUGCCACCGACGAGAUCGUCUCGUGGACUUCUUCGAAGAAGAGCUUUGUGGUAUGGAAUCCCCCUGAAUUCGCUCGCCUUCUUCUUCCUACGUUUUUCAAGCACAACAACUUCUCCAGCUUCAUUCGGCAGCUUAAUACCUAUGGGUUUAAGAAGAUUGAUUCUGAGAGGUGGGAAUUUGCAAAUGAUGAUUUCAUAAAGGAUCAAAAGCAUCUGCUGAAAAACAUCCACCGUCGAAAACCAAUUCAUAGUCACAGUACUCCUCCAGGAUCUCUUGUAGAUCCAGAAAGAGCUGCUUUUGAAGAUGAAAUAGAUAGGCUAUCGCGUAAAAAAACUACACUUGAAGCCGAUAUCUCUAGGUUCAAACAGCAAAAAUCGACUGCUAAAAUUCAGUUGCAGGAUCUAACGGUGAAGGUGGAAAGCAUGGAAAAAAGGCAGAAGAAUUUAUUGGCAUUUUUAGAAAAGGCUGUUCAGAACCCUUCUUUUGUUGAGCAUCUUGCUCGGAGAGUCGAGUCUAUGGACUUUACAGCGUUUAACAAAAAGAGACGAUUGCCUUCAGGUGAUCAUUCACAGCCAGCCAUUGAAAAUAGUUUUUUGGAUAACCAUAGCAGUUCCAGAUCCGAGUCUGGGAAUAUUUUUCAUCAAGAUUUCUCACAUAAGAUGAGAUUAGAAACUUCGAGCGUAUCGGAUAUUAACUUACUUUCAUGUAGCACUCAGAGUUCAAAUGAAGGAGGGGGAAGUUCACAAAGAAACAUGUCAAAACUUGACACUAGAGGUGUCCAAGAAAGUCAUCAUUUUGCAGCUGAAACAUUAGAUCUUUCAGACACUGGGACAUCAUUUGUAUUGAAGAGGGAUUCAUCUUUGUCGGGGAAAUCGCCUAACGACGAGAGUCCAUGUCUGCACUCACUGCAACCAAAUGUUAGUUCCAAAGAAGAUGGAGAGAAUCACAUUUCCUGUCAUUUAAAUCUCACUCUUGCAUCUUCUUCCCUGCAAGUCAACGACGCCGAUUAUUCGGUUAGAAUGCCACAACUGGGUCAGAAUCUUCGAAAAUCAUCCGGUUCAAAAGUAUCAAAUGGAAAAGAAUCAGAUAUGAGACUGUUCACUAAAAACAUCAAUCUCGACGAGGGAACCAGUACAUUUUGUCUAAAGGAGACCUCAAGUAACAAUCACGGACCUCCAGCCAACCCUGUAAGAGUCAAUGAUGUUUUCUGGGAACAGUUUCUUACCGAAAGACCGGGUUGUCCCGAAAGUGAAGAGGCAAGUUCUAAUUACAGGGAAAAUCUAUACAAGGAGCCAGACGAUGGGAGAUCAGGCUUAUCACUUUAACUGGAGAGCUAGGCCUGUUUAUGAACCAAGUGGGAAACAGCCACAAGUUGAGAAUGAUAGCUGACCCUACCAAAAGGGAAGCAAAAUCCAAUCCCUGCACCUGUUCUUCCUGUGAGUUAUUCUAAGUUUCUAUACAAAUUGGAUUUUUUUUUUAAAUAUUUUUUUAAUUAUAAUUGGGG
Messenger RNA from Cucurbita maxima (winter squash), 1779 nucleotides. RefSeq names its product heat stress transcription factor A-5-like. The record is from RefSeq and is a predicted model, not a curated record. Gene Ontology annotation, biological process: regulation of transcription by RNA polymerase II. Lineage: Eukaryota; Viridiplantae; Streptophyta; Magnoliopsida; Cucurbitales; Cucurbitaceae. Gene Ontology annotation, molecular function: DNA-binding transcription factor activity; RNA polymerase II cis-regulatory region sequence-specific DNA binding. The transcript has 3 exons. Bases 191 to 1600 code for a protein of 469 amino acids. Gene Ontology annotation, cellular component: nucleus.